Molecule: messenger RNA, 1671 nt
Organism: Pocillopora verrucosa
Lineage: Eukaryota; Metazoa; Cnidaria; Anthozoa; Scleractinia; Pocilloporidae
Source: RefSeq, a predicted model, not a curated record
AAGAAACUAACUGGUGGCCGCAAUGAAGAGUCAUCUCCUAGUGACGCAGUCAAGCAAGGAGUUCCCAGUGACGAAGAUUUAGAGUGGCUUUCGCACAAACUCGAAAAUUGGGAGGAACUCGGGCGUCGUCUCGGAAUUGACGAUGCAACAUUAACAGCGUUUGACGAUGACUAUAAGAAAAAGCGUAAAAAAAUCUACAAAAUGUUACGACAUUGGAAAAAGAAGGAUGGCUCAGCUGCAACGUACAAGGUCUUACAUGAUGCAUUGUGUCAUGAAUUUGUUAAGCGCACAGAUUUAGCUGAGGAACUUUGCCGUCAACAACAUGAAUGACUGUUACUUUGUUGACUCAUAGAUAGCUUUUAUUUCUAUUUUUACUGAUUAUUCCACUGUCAAAUGAACAUGUAUCUCCAAUACGGCUACACUAUUACCAAGUGAAGUACUAAAUCAAUUAUCUUCCUUUUCCUCAUGGGAUCGUUUUUCUGUCUAUUAUACACAGGUAUCUUUCUAUGUUUUGAAUGAAAAACGUCAAGUGAUAAAGUAUAUUGCUAGUUAUAACCCACCCAUCACUUUUCGUGCAACUCUAUUGGUUACUUUACGACACGUGGUACAUCGGGUAGUUUUAACAAAAUAACCACCAUUUACGUUCAUAUUUGUCCCCCGAUUAUUUCCGUCGAAAAGAAACAAAGUCAGCGGGAAAAAGCCGAUUUAGAGUUUCACUUUUUUAUCUUUAUUACUGAACAUUUUGUAGAGUUCACUGGUAGUGAUAUUAAAAAGCUGAUCUUAAAUGCUGUUCCAGAAAGUAAAAAAAAGUCAACAAAAUUUUUGCUGUCAACGCGCGAUACGAAAAUUAAUGGGAGGGUUGUGAAUUAAAUAAACCCACUUCUGGUAUGCUGGUAUUUCAGGUAAUAAUUUCCUUGAGAGAGAGAUUGUCUUGAAAUUUUUACCGUUCGCCCUCGAAGCUUCGCUUGUCAACCAAAAAAACUCCAUUUUCGGACAUUAGCUCAUUCGCAGACGUGAUCAGCCGAGAUACUAGUCGCCAGAAGAGGUUUACGUACCAAACAUUCGCUGAGUUGCUCUAUCAAUACCAUUGCAGUGUUGUCGAAGGCAUACGGCAUGUUACGCAUUUGCAUCACAAGUGAUAUCUAUACGUAAUGCACACGCAUUCUUCCUUCAAUUGUUGGUUUGACGCAGCACUGUAUUAGAAAUUUGACGCGCUUUUUUCCUUCUUAAUCUGUAAAAGUAAUCACAUGAUUUCGAGUGUAAUUUGGAAUAUAUAAGCACGAGGGAAUUUUUUCAUAGACUAACAAAAUUACAUUGGAUUACCUGAAAACUGUAUUUAUCUUAACCAAUCAGAACUGAGUUAUUUUUUUCAUGUAUCUUGUGAUUCGAUCAAGAAAUUGAGAAAAAUGUCGAGUUGAGUCACUUUUUGUCAAAGAAUUUGUGUAAUCUCGAGGAAAAGACUCCGUAAAUGGCUAGGCAACUAAAGGUUCCCUUACACUCGAUUAUGCUUGGCAAAAGGCAAAGUUCUUGAAACAGUCAGCUUGCCUGAUAAUAAUAUGCAUUUGAUAUUGGAAGUUCAUCUUUGGUUCAUUGCCUACGAUAAUUUACGGUGUAGAAUAUUUGUCAACGAAACGUUUCCGUAAAAAUAAAUGAAAGUUUUGACAUAACUAA